Cricetulus griseus (Chinese hamster) is the source of this 705-nucleotide messenger RNA. The record is from RefSeq and is a predicted model, not a curated record. NCBI's taxonomy places the organism in Eukaryota, Metazoa, Chordata, Mammalia, Rodentia, Cricetidae.
CCUGACCAGCGCCUCACACUGAGCCAGAUCUACCAGUAUGUGGCUGACAACUUCCCCUUUUACAACAAGAGCAAGGCUGGCUGGCAGAACUCCAUCCGCCACAACCUGUCACUCAACGACUGCUUCAAGAAGGUGCCCCGAGAUGAGGACGACCCAGGCAAAGGGAAUUACUGGACUCUGGACCCCAACUGUGAGAAGAUGUUUGACAAUGGAAACUUCCGCAGGAAAAGGAAGAGAAAAUCAGACGCUUCCUCGAGCUUUGCAUCAGAGAAAACGGAGAACAGUCUCCUGGCAAGCAGCCCCAAGUCCACAGAGCCUCAGGACUUAGACACUGCCUCACCGGACACCACUAGUUCCCCAGAGAAGCGCUCCUCCCCUGCCCCGUCAAGCACUCCAUGCCUCAACAACUUCCUCUCCACCAUGACAGCCUAUGUGAGUGGGACAAACCCCAUGAGCCGCUCGGUGGCCACACCAGGACUGAGCCCGGAGCCUACUGACAAGAUGGGGCAUAAUUCACUGAGUUUCAACUCCUACACCCCCCUCACCAACCUCAGUAGCCAUGGGAAUGGGAGUGAAUGGGCCAGCAAAGUACCCACCAAUGCUCUAGGCUAUGGAGGCUCUGUCCUCAACCAAUUCAGCCCACAUUUCUACAAUAGCAUUAACACCAACAGUGUUCUCUUCCCCAGGGAAGGCACCGAAGUCUAG